AUGUCAGGCACCAAGGAGCACAUACUGCCUACUCUCACCCCCCCGAGCCCGCCGCGCAUUCUAAUCAUCGGUGCGGGCUCGCGAGGGCGGACUUACGCCAGCGCCGUGGCAUCGUCAACUAAUGGCGUGGUCGUCGCUGUUGCUGAACCAGACGAUUACAAGAGAAAUCAUUUUGGCGAGACCAUGAUAUGGGGUCCUCAGGGCUCACCGCCCGAGGGUGCCGCCUUUAACGACUGGCGUGAUUUCAUUGUCUAUGAGACACAGCGCCGGGCCCGGGUUGGGAGCGGCGCGGUGAAUGUUCCUCCUGGCGUCGACGCUGUCUUCGUUUGCGUGUUGGAUGAGAUGCACCGGGAAGUGGUUGUCGCGUUGGCAAGCCUUGGGGGACUGCACAUCAUGUGCGAGAAGCCGCUGGCAACCAAUCUCCGUGAUUGCGUCGAGAUGUACGCGGCCUUGGAAUCCAACAAGGUCUCUGGGGGGCAACAGGCCGUAUUUUCUAUCGGACAUGUGCUGCGAUAUAGCCCGCAUAACAUGAUGCUCCGCAAGCUUGUUAUUCGGGAUCGCGUUAUCGGCGAUAUUCUGUCUGUCGUGCACACGGAGCCGGUUGGGUGGUGGCACUUUGCCCACAGCUAUGUCCGUGGGAAUUGGCGCCGCGAGAGCACAUCAGCGCCGAGUCUGCUCACUAAGAGCUGCCACGACAUAGACGUUCUACUUUGGUUGCUGUGCUCGCCCGCCGACUGCUCGGCUGAGGAUUGCCCGCCGCCCCAUCUGCCGUCCACCGUCACUAGCACCGGCUCGCUCCAGUAUUUCCGACGAGGCCGAAAGCCAGCCGAAGCGGGUGUCGCCACGAAUUGUCUCUCAUGCCCCGCCGAGAGUAAUUGUAAGUACUCAGCCAAGAAGAUAUAUGUCGGCCCGGAACUCGCGGGUGUUGAGUCAGGCAAUAAGAGGUGGCCAGUGAGCAUAGUGCUCCCCGACAUCGAGUCCUAUGGGAGCCAGACGGAGGCCCGAGAUGCCAUGCUCGCCGAGCUGGCGAAGGACUACAACACCAAAACACCGAAGCCAGAAGUUGCUCGACGAAAUUGGUUUGGGAGGUGUGUAUACGAAAGCGACAACGAUGUGUGUGACGAACAAGUGGUCACACUCAAUUGGGAUGAUGACCCAUUGUCCGGGAACGCUGAGACGAGCGGCCGCAAGGCGAAGACCGCAGUUUUCCACAUGGUCGCCCACACGAAGAAGAUUUGCGACCGGUACACCCACUUAUACGGCGUCGAUGGUGAAAUAUUCGCAGAUUCAACCACAAUCACCGUUGAGGAUUUUCGCACCGGCCGGACAACCGUCCAUCGACCCAAAGUCGAGGAUCACAGUCAUGGCGGGGGGGACAUUGGCCUUACCCGUCAGUUUGUGCUCGCAGUUGACAAGGUCAAGAACCACGGUUGGUCUACCGAUAGAGCACAGAGAGAACUUGUUGGUUGCACCCUAGAAGAGGUUAUUCGCAGCCAUGCUGUGGUGUUCUGUGCCGAGGCGGCGCGGCGCGGCAGGAAGGUGGUCGAUUUUCCCAAAUGGUGGGCGGCCGAGGUUCAGGACAGGCCGACACAGGCUCCAGUCUAA
Messenger RNA from Chaetomium globosum CBS 148.51, 1605 nucleotides. RefSeq lists its product as uncharacterized. The record is from RefSeq and is a predicted model, not a curated record. The coding region runs from base 1 to 1605 and encodes 534 amino acids. Gene Ontology annotation, molecular function: nucleotide binding. Lineage: Eukaryota; Fungi; Ascomycota; Sordariomycetes; Sordariales; Chaetomiaceae. The transcript is spliced from 2 exons.